GCGGCUCGAACCUCUUUGUAGAAAUCAAAAUACAAACUUUUUUUCAAAGGAGUAGGAGAUAAGCAUAACAAAAGUUUAAUCAUACCACAUGUUCAAUAUAUACGUAUAUAUGUCACAUAUGUUUAUUAUACGAAAAUGUCAAGAUUAAUGUCUGUUACUCACAGAUGUUUUAUGCUGGACAUAUCUAUAUCUUGAACUCUAAUGUUGCGCAAUAGAAUAUGACAAAGGUUAAGUAUGUUUCUGUGUACGGUCUUUCGUGAAAAGUAAUCCGAGAGACAGUGAUUUUCCGAGCUCGAAAGAGACAUGCCUGAGAACGUGAAGAAAACCGGGCCCUUGAUAGGCGCUAUCGACGAGGGCACGAGUAGCGCUAGAUUUUUGGUAUUUGACGUGUUACGCAGGAAGGUAGUUGCUUUGCAUCAGAUCGAGAUCAAGCAGAAAUAUCCGCAAGAAGGAUGGGUGGAGCAGGACCCGAAGGAAAUAUUACAGGCUGUCGUGGCGUGUAUAGAAGAGACGGUGAAAAAGAUGAAGAAUCUCGGCCUGUCAGUCUCGGAUAUCAGAGCUAUUGGGAUUACUAAUCAGAGGGAGACAACAUUGGUGUGGGAUAAAGAGACUGGCGAACCUUUGCACAAUGCAAUUGUGUGGCACGACAUGAGGACAACUACAACUCUAGAAAACGUGUUGGAUAGCAUCCCUAACAAAACGAGAAAUAAGAAUUACUUGAAACCUCUAUGCGGCUUACCCAUGUCCCCCUAUUUUAGUGCUCUCAAAAUACGCUGGUUGAUAGACAACAUUCCACGUGUGAAGCAAGCCGUAGACGCUCAGAAGUGUGCUUUUGGAACAGUCGAUACAUGGCUUAUUUGGAAUCUCACGAAGGGCCAACUGCACGUUACGGAUGUGUCAAAUGCGUCACGCACGAUGCUGAUGAAUAUCGAUACACUAAAGUGGGAUCCCUUGUUAUGCCGCUUCUUUGGCAUUCCACAGCACAUCCUUCCCGAAAUACGAUCCAGUGCAGAGAUUUACGGCUCCGUUUCAAAUCCUGAAGUUCUCUCAGGCAUACCUAUAGCAGGUUGUGUAGGCGAUCAGCAAGGAGCUCUCCUUGGCCAGUUAUGCUUGAAACCUGGUCAAGCAAAAGCUACGUACGGCACAGGAUGCUUUUUGCUUUACAAUACAGGAAAUACAAAAGUUGACUCGACGCAAGGAUUAAUAACUACGGUCGCUUACAAGUUUGCUCAAUCCCCACCUGUUUACGCGUUAGAGGGAUCCGUCGCUGUUGCUGGAGCCGCUUUAUCCUGGCUGCGAGAUAAUAUGCAACUUAUGAGUAAUAUCACGCAAACGCAGGAUAUGGCAGAGCGUGUGAGGUGUUCCGGCGACGUGUAUUUCGUACCGGCCUUUUCGGGGCUGUACGCACCUUACUGGCAACAAGAUGCGCGCGGAGUGAUCUGUGGUAUUACCGAGGACACCCAGCAAUAUCAUAUCAUACGGGCAGCAUUAGAGGCAGUUUGCUUCCAAACGAGAGACAUAUUAGAAGCGAUGGUAAAAGAUUCAGGCACGAAACUGACAACUCUGCAGGUUGAUGGCGGCAUGACUGUGAACGACUUGUUGAUGCAAUUACAGGCGGACUUAACCGGAAUAUCUGUUGUGAGACCAAACAUGGUUGAAACGACGGCAUUGGGUGCCGCUAUUCUGGCUGGUAUUGGCGCAGGUUUAAUUGAUAUAAGUGAAGUGGAUGCAUCUCAAGUGACUAAAUUUUCACCCGAGAUUAACGAAGAUGAGAAAGAUCUUCGAUAUUCCAAGUGGAAAAUGGCCGUUGAGAGAUCUAUGAAGUGGGACUGUUCAACAACUCUAAUAAAUAAUUAAGAUCGUACGCGCGUGUAUAUUUUUAUAUCGAACUUGAAAUGGGUAUCUAUGGGAGAGAAUAUAAAAGUUAGUAACAUCUGUGAUAUA
Messenger RNA from Wasmannia auropunctata (little fire ant), 1944 nucleotides. RefSeq names its product glycerol kinase-like (gene Gk1). The record is from RefSeq and is a predicted model, not a curated record. The transcript is spliced from 9 exons. Bases 304 to 1857 code for a protein of 517 amino acids. Gene Ontology annotation, biological process: glycerol-3-phosphate biosynthetic process; triglyceride metabolic process; glycerol metabolic process. Lineage: Eukaryota; Metazoa; Arthropoda; Insecta; Hymenoptera; Formicidae. Gene Ontology annotation, molecular function: glycerol kinase activity. Gene Ontology annotation, cellular component: mitochondrion.